UUUGUGCGAAGAUGCGCUGCUUCCACGCCUAGCAUUAUAGUAUAGCAUCAGCAUUGGCAUUUCUUCAACCAUCCAUUCAGCAGUUCAAGCUCACACAUACUGAUUACAUACCUAAUAAUCAGAGGGAUCUCACAGACAUGGGGUUGGGCAUGCUAGCUUCGAGGGUCAUUAGACCUACCGCCUCAAAACUCUCCCGGAAUCUCCUCUUCCAGGUAAGGCCUAUUGUCUCUACGCCGGAGCUCCACACUCCGGAAGCUUCGGCUGCCCCAGCUCAGCCCGAAUCGACGCCGGAUCUCCCUCCGCCACCAAGGACUCCUGUCGGCGGGGCUCGAAUCCACUUCCCGAACCCUGAUGACGCCAUCGAGGUGUUCGUGGAUGGGUACCCGGUAAAAAUCCCCAAGGGCAUGACCGUUCUCCAGGCCUGUGAGGUGGCCGGCGUGGACAUACCUCGCUUCUGCUACCACAGCCGCCUCUCCAUCGCCGGGAACUGCCGCAUGUGCCUCGUCGAGGUCGAGAAGUCCCCCAAGCCCGUUGCCUCCUGCGCCAUGCCCGCUCUUCCCGGGAUGAAAAUUAAGACCGAUACGCCAGUGGCAAAGAAGGCUCGAGAAGGAGUGAUGGAAUUCUUGCUAAUGAACCAUCCGUUGGACUGUCCAAUCUGUGAUCAGGGUGGAGAAUGUGAUCUUCAGGAUCAGUCUAUGGCAUUUGGAUCUGAUCGCGGUCGGUUCACAGAAAUGAAGAGAUCGGUGGUGGAUAAGAAUCUUGGUCCUCUAGUGAAGACUGUGAUGACUCGGUGCAUUCAGUGUACAAGGUGUGUGAGGUUUGCAACAGAGGUUGCUGGGGUUCAGGAUCUUGGCAUGUUAGGCCGUGGCAGUGGAGAGGAAAUUGGGACCUAUGUUGAAAAGCUUAUGACAAGUGAACUUUCUGGAAAUGUAAUAGAUAUUUGUCCUGUUGGAGCCCUUACAUCAAAACCAUUUGCAUUUAAAGCCCGAAACUGGGAGUUAAAGGGAACAGAAAGCAUUGAUGUUACUGAUGCAGUUGGUUCCAACAUCCGAAUUGAUAGCAGAGGUGCAGAGGUCAUUCGCAUCCUUCCCCGGUUAAAUGAGGACAUUAAUGAAGAGUGGAUAUCAGAUAAGACUCGUUUUUUUUAUGAUGGUUUGAAGAGGCAGAGGCUAAAUGACCCUAUGAUUCGUGGUGCUAAUGGGCGUUUUAAGGCUGUUAGCUGGCGUGAUGCUCUUGCUGUGGUUGCUGAGGUAUUGCAUCAAGUUAAGGGGGAGGAAAUUGUUGGGAUUGCUGGUAAGCUGUCUGAUGCAGAAUCCAUGAUGGCACUAAAAGAUUUCUUAAACAAAUUGGGGUCGAACAAUAUAUGGUGUGAAGGAAAUGGCAUGAACCCCGAUGCUGAUCUGCGAUCAGGAUAUAUAAUGAAUAGUACCAUUGCUGGUCUUGAAAAAGCAGAUGUUUUCCUGUUGGUUGGUACCCAGCCAAGGGUUGAAGCUGCCAUGGUAAAUGCCAGAAUCCGAAAGACAGUCCGUGCAACCCAAGCUAAGGUCGGUUACAUUGGCCCUGCAGCUGAUUUCAACUACGAUCACCAGCAUCUUGGCACUGACCCUCAAACACUUGGUGAAAUUGCUGAGGGUCGCCACCCUUUUUGCUCAGCCCUCAUGAAUGCCAAAAACCCUGCCAUCAUUGUUGGUGCUAGUAUUUUUGAGAGGAAGGACAAGGAUGCAAUUUUCUCUGCUCUAGAAACAAUUUCAAAAAAUGCCAAUGUUGUCAGACCCGAUUGGAAUGGAUUCAACGUCUUGCUUCUCAAUGCUGCCCAAGCUGCAGCACUUGACCUGGGACUUGUGCCUGAAUCUGAAAAAAGCAUUGAAUCUGCCAAAUUUGUGUAUUUGAUGGGCGCUGAUGAUGUGGACAUGGAAAAGGUUCCGGCUGAUGCCUUUGUCCUUUACCAAGGACAUCAUGGCGACCGGAGUGUGUAUCGUGCCAAUGUCAUUCUCCCCGCGGCAGCAUUUAGCGAGAAGGAAGGGACAUAUGAAAACACAGAAGGGUGCAGUCAACAAACGUUGCCUGCUGUUCCCACAGUUGGUGAUGCUAGGGAUGAUUGGAAGAUUAUUCGAGCUCUGUCCGAGGUUGCAGGGUUGAGGUUGCCCUACGAUUCACUCAGGGCCAUUCGAUCCCGGAUCAGGACAGUGGCACCAAACCUCCUGUGCACGGAUGAGAGAGAGCCAGCAACCUUUUCAGCUUCAUUGAAACCCAACUCGAAUCAGAAGAUGAGUUCAACACCAUUCGGGACUGCCGUAGAAAAUUUCUAUAUGACUGAUUCCAUUACCCGAGCAUCAAAGAUUAUGGCUCAAUGCAGCGCGUCACUAUUGAAGAAGUGAGCAGUAGAUUUUUACUAUUCUAAAUAAUGGUGCAGAUCUUUUUUCUUUAUCUAUCAUCAUUUGGGCGGUGUGAGGCCCUGUUUGGCCAAAGCUUCUGGAACAUUGGAAGUACUUCCAAUAAAAGUUUCUUAGGUGUUAUAUUAUUGCAAUGUAAACGAUUUUUUCUAAAACGGUUCGCAUGUAAAACGUGGGAUUUUCCAAUUCAUACCCUGUUGUAUUGGCUCAACUAUGAAAAUAUGCCUUAGUUUCCUUUCACAA
Messenger RNA from Juglans microcarpa x Juglans regia, 2636 nucleotides. RefSeq names its product NADH dehydrogenase [ubiquinone] iron-sulfur protein 1, mitochondrial. NCBI's taxonomy places the organism in Eukaryota, Viridiplantae, Streptophyta, Magnoliopsida, Fagales, Juglandaceae. Gene Ontology annotation, molecular function: NADH dehydrogenase (ubiquinone) activity; iron-sulfur cluster binding. The transcript has 5 exons. Gene Ontology annotation, biological process: ATP synthesis coupled electron transport. Gene Ontology annotation, cellular component: membrane. The record is from RefSeq and is a predicted model, not a curated record. The coding region runs from base 138 to 2378 and encodes 746 amino acids.